AUGCCUAUUAAAACCAAGAUCACUACCGACCUAGGCGAGGUCGAGAAAGCACCCGUUUGUGAAGGCCAGGGCACUGAGGAAGAUCCCUUUAUAGUGGAAUUCCAGAAGGACGAUCCUGGCAACCCGAUGAACUGGGGCUCCUUUCGCAAAUGGUCUAUCACAUUCAUUGCGACAAUGUCAGUUUUUGCUAUCACCUUGACGUCUUCCGCAUACUCUGCCUCCUCCUCCGAGAUCUUUGAAGACUUCGAUAUUAGCACUGAGGUCUUUACCCUCGGUCUAUCUCUUUUCAUUCUGGGAUUUGCAAUCGGUCCUGCCCUCUGGGGCCCUCUAUCCGAGUUAUAUGGAAGACAAAAGUUAUGGGUUAUCACUCAUGUUGGCAUGGUAACCUUCCUCGGAGGAUCCGCUGGGAGUACGAAUGUUGCCACGCUUCUUAUACUGCGAUUCUUUGCCGGAACUUUCGGUGCAUCUCCACUCGUGAAUUCCGGUGGCACGAUUGCAGAUCUAUUUAUGCCAGCUCAGCGUGGCCUUGCUCUAACAGUCUACUGUGUUGCACCAUUUCUCGGUCCCAUUCUUGGCCCUGUUAUGGGUGGCUUUAUCUCCGAGAACAUUGGCUGGAGAUGGGUACAGGGUGUCUGUACCAUUUUCAUUGGGAUUUUCGGCAUCCUUGGGGCCAUAUUUCUUCCUGAAACUUAUGGUCCGGUUCUUCUACAGAAACGCGCGCGUUUCCUGUCUCAGGAAAGUGCUAAGGUUUAUAUCAGUGUUCUUGAAAAAAGCCAAGGCAAGAAGAGGCCAUCCGAAGUCUUUAAAAUAGCACUCUUCCGACCUUGGGUUUUUCUUUUUCUUGAGCCUAUUGUCUUGAUCUCAUCUGUCUACAUGGCUAUCAUUUAUGGAACGGUCUAUAUGUUUAUGGGUGCCAUGCCUAUCGUCUACAAUGAAAAUCGUGGCUGGAGCGAAGGCAUCGGGGGCCUGUCAUUUCUUGGUCUUGCUAUGGGAGUCAUUUUUGGUCUGAUCUAUGCAAUCUGGGACAACAACACCCGGUACAUGAGAUUAGCCCAAUCGAAAUCUACAACACCAGAAUCUCGGCUACCACCAGCUAUUGUCGGCGCAGUCAUUCUUCCAGUUGGGAUGUUUGCCUUUGCAUGGACUAACUACACUAGUAUUCACUGGUCUGUUAGUAUCAUCCUGUCUGCCCCCUUCGGAUUCGGCUGUGUUCUUGUUCUCCUACCGAUUAUAAACUACCUCAUCGACUCCUAUACAAUUUAUGCUGCCUCUGUUCUGGCAGCAGCCGCCAUUUUCCGCUCUCUCAUAGGUGCUGCGUUCCCCCUCUUCACAACGCAGAUGUACGAUAACCUGGGAACUCACUGGGCAUCUAGUGUUCCGGCUUUUAUGACACUCAUGUGUAUGCCGUUCCCACUGAUCAUGUAUCGUUAUGGUAUGAAAGUACGCAUGAAAUGCAAGUACUCAUUCGAGGCAGCGGAGACCAUGAAGAAAAUGCAGAUGCAGCAAGCGCAGGCCAAUCAAGCAAAGGUGGAUGGCACUGUCUCAGAACAAGUUCAAUAA
Molecule: messenger RNA, 1560 nt
Organism: Penicillium expansum
Lineage: Eukaryota; Fungi; Ascomycota; Eurotiomycetes; Eurotiales; Aspergillaceae
Product: MFS transporter
Exons: 2
Coding region: 1-1560 (519 amino acids)
Biological process (GO): transmembrane transport
Molecular function (GO): transmembrane transporter activity
Source: RefSeq, a predicted model, not a curated record